Messenger RNA from Verticillium dahliae VdLs.17, 3045 nucleotides. RefSeq lists its product as uncharacterized. The transcript has 3 exons. NCBI's taxonomy places the organism in Eukaryota, Fungi, Ascomycota, Sordariomycetes, Glomerellales, Plectosphaerellaceae. The record is from RefSeq and is a predicted model, not a curated record. The coding region runs from base 1 to 2550 and encodes 849 amino acids.
AUGGGCAUCGGAAGUUACUUCAAGGCGAGCAGCAAGCCCGAGCAGCCUGCGGCUGCGCCGCCUCGCGCCCACAAGCCUAAACAGCCGUCAGCGGCUUCAGAGAAGCCGCCAUCAGACCGCUUUGUCGGGAACGACAUGGAACUUCAAGCGCCCACCCCGCGCUUUAGCUCGCGUCCCCAGUCUGUCUCGGGUCGCUCCACAAAGUCUGCUGCCAGCAGCAUGUUCCUCGACGACAUUAAGCAUGAAGUCAUGGUCAACUACCUGUACCAACAGCAGUGUUCCCACCUUUGGGUCAGCGAUGGGUCUGGCGAGAUCGAGGGCGUUUUGCUGACGAACCACCGAGGCCAGUACAUGGCGUGCCCGCCUCAACUGGGCAGCUCUCCCUUUGCACAAGCCGCUGCCGCCCUGAAUGUUCAGUGCGCCAUGACUGUCAACUCCCAACAAGUUUGCUUGCCUUUUGUCGUCUUCGAAGGCCUUCUGAUCGUGUGGGACGAUGACGCACUCCACCUGAUUCCCCGAGCCAAGGCCAUCGAGUCCGAACUCAUGGAGCUCGUGUGGAAGGCAGGCAGCGAAGAAGAGGAAGAAGGCGGCGAGAAACGCGACCCCAACGUGGCUGAAGUCGAGAUUGACGAAGAGAGCGGCGAGAUCAUCCCUGAGAGGCGCCCCGUUCAUCUCAUGAACACUUGGCUCGUCACUUUCACUCUGAUCCUCGUCACCGUGGCUCUCGGCGCUGCCUGGAGGUCUCUCGCCCUCCAGAUUGCCGUGGACGGCAAUUACGUUCGUCUGGCUCUCAUCUCCCUCUUCCCCAUCCAGGUGUUCUUCACGCUCUUCUUCGCCCAGGUCAUCAUUGGCUGCUUGGCCCAGAUCUUUGGUCCCAUCCGCCAACUGACCAUCAACUCAAAGUUUUACUCUGCUCGCCCGCCCCCCAGACUGCAGGGCAACAUCCUGCCUCAUGUUACCAUCCAGUGUCCUGUAUACAAGGAGGGUUUGGCCGGUGUCAUCGUUCCCACGGUCAAGUCCAUCAAGCAGGCCAUGUCCACAUAUGAACUGCAGGGUGGCUCUGCCAACAUGUUCGUCAACGAUGACGGUCUGCAGCUUCUCUCCGACGAGGAGCGCCGUACGCGCAUCGAGUUCUACGCCGACAACAGCAUCGGCUGGGUCGCACGCCCGAAGCAUGGCGAGGAUGGCUUCAUCCGUGGCGGCAAGUUUAAGAAGGCGUCCAAUAUGAACUAUGGCCUCAUGGUCUCUUGCAAGGUCGAGGAGAAGCUGCUUGCAAUCAACCGUGGUCCCGAAUGGUCGCAAAAUGAUGAAGCUGAGGCGUACGAGCUAGCUCUCAAGGAGACGCUCGAGGAGAACCCUCGCGCCUGGGCCGAUGGCAACAUCCGUGUUGGCGACUAUAUCCUCAUUAUCGACUCUGACACGCGUAUCCCCUCAGACUGUCUUCUCGAUGCUGUUUCGGAGCUGGAGCAAUCUCCCGACGUUGGCAUUAUGCAGUUCUCAUCUGGUGUCAUGCAAGUUGUCAACACAUACUUCGAGAACGGUAUCACGUUCUUCACCAACCUCAUCUACACAGCCAUUCGUUACACCGUCGCCAACGGUGAUGUCGCGCCCUUCGUCGGUCACAACGCCAUUCUCCGUUGGAGUGCCAUUCAGCAGGUGGGAUACUUUGACCAUGACGGCUACGAGAAGUUCUGGUCCGAAUCCCACGUCUCGGAGGACUUUGACAUGUCCCUACGUCUUCAAUGCAACGGCUACAUCAUUCGUCUCGCUGCUUGGGCCGGUGAUGGCUUCAAGGAGGGUGUGUCGCUGACCGUUUACGACGAGCUCGCCCGUUGGGAAAAGUAUGCCUAUGGUUGCAACGAGCUGCUGUUCCACCCUAUCCGCACUUGGCUCUGGAGGGGUCCUUUCACGCCACUGUUCCGCACAUUCUUGUUCAGCAACAUUCGCUUCACCUCCAAGAUCACCGUUGUCUCGUACAUUGGUACUUACUACGCCAUCGGAGCUGCCUGGAUCAUGACGGCUGCCAACUACUUCGCCAUGGGUUGGUUCAACGGAUACCUCGAUCAGUACUACAUCGACUCGUGGAAGGUCUGGUUCUCCAUCGUCAUCGUCUUUAAUGGUCUCGGUAACAUUGCUCUCGCCGUUAUGCGUUAUCGUAUCGGCGAACGCAGCCUGCUGUGGUCGCUCUUCGAAAACUUCAAGUGGACCAUUAUGCUUGCGAUCUUCCUUGGUGGUCUCAGCUUGCACGUCAGUCAGGCUCUGCUGGCGCACAUGUUCGAAGUCAACAUGACCUGGGGAGCGACAUCCAAAGAGGCCGAGUUCUCCAACUUCUUCAUCGAGGUGCCCAAGGUUCUUAAGAAGUUCAAAGUUUCGAUGAUCUUCUCUUUGACCUUUAUUGCUGCUAUGAUUAUCCUCGCCGUGGCAGAUUUCGUGCCUCACGACUGGCGUAUCACCGACUUUGUUGCCAUUCUGCCCAUGGCCACUGUCGCCGCGAGUCAUUUCCUCCUACCCAUCGCCCUCAACCCAGCUCUCAUGACUUUCUCAUGGUAAAGGCGAGGCUCAACAUGCACAAUACACGCCAUAUAUACGGCAAAGCAACUGAAAAAAAAAAAUCCCUUCCAAACAUGAUGAAUCGCGAUCGCCUCACGGGGCAAACAGCUUGAGCUGUGUACAUACGCGAAAUAGGCGUUGACGGAAUGCCGGGAUUUAUAGACCUGGGACCAUAUUGGCGUUGGGUUGAAACUUGAUCUUUUUUCGCACAUCUACAUGAACCACUUAGAGUCCACCUUGGAUACAUAGCACCGCGCAGACAGGACGCGGCGAACAGAGGGAGAGGCUACGUACGUAGUGACGACGGGAGCUCCCGGGUUCCCUCGCAUCGUACCGCUUCAUCUUAACUUUAAAUUCUUACGAGAGAAUCACAGGGGGCCAGGCUCAGCUCUAGACUCGAUAACUUGGCCGGGGGCGCUUGAGAAAGCGCGGGAGUGUUGUUCACUAGGGCAGAUUGCCCGAGGAACCAGAGAAAUUGACGACUACUCUACAUGA